Molecule: messenger RNA, 4031 nt
Organism: Xyrichtys novacula (pearly razorfish)
Lineage: Eukaryota; Metazoa; Chordata; Actinopteri; Labriformes; Labridae
Source: the annotation of a GenBank genome assembly
AUGGUAAAGUGUUUUGUUUCCGGGUGUCGAAACCGCACAGGGGAUUAUCACCGACGAACACAGAAGACAUUCUUUAGCUUCCCCUUAGACCCGCUGCGAGUCAAGGUACGAAAUUCAAAUCAGGAUAACACGGUUAGACAUUAAUCCAGGUCUACACUGUUAGACGAUCUUUAAUCCAGGUCUACACUGUACAGAUUUUGAUUAGGGUCUACACUGUAAUGCAGACUUUAAUUCAGGUCUACACUAUAAUACAGGCUUUAAUCAAGGUCUGCACUUUAAUACAGACUUUAAUUCUGGUCUACACUGUAAUACAGACUUUAAUCCAGAUCUACACUGUAAAGCAGACUUUAAUCCAGGUCUACACUGUAAUACAGUCUUUGAUCCAGGUCUACACUGUAAUACAGACUUUAAUACAGGUCUACACAGUAAUACAGACUUUGAUACAGGUCUACACUGUAAUACAGACUUUAAUACAGGUCUACACAGUAAUACAGACUUUGAUACAGGUCUACACUGUUAUACAGACUUUAAUCCAGAUCUGCACUGUAAUACAGACUUUUAUCCUGGUCUACACUCAAUUACUGACUCUAAUCCAGAUCUGCACAGUUAGACAGAUUUUAAUCCACUUUACAGGCCAAAUGCUACUCUUCGUUUGUGUGAAAGAUUAAUCAGAGGCUCACUCUCAGAUAUCAACAUGUUGACCCUGUUAAUUCAAGGUUUCUAAAACUGCAUCACACUGAAAGCUUCUUAUUAAUUAAUCAAUAAUUUAAUAGUAACAAAAAAAUAAAAUAGUCAUUAUAAUGAUGACAAUAAUAAUAAUAAUAAUAAUAAUAAUAAUAAUAAUAAUAAUAAUAAUAAUAAUUAUGAUUAUUAUUGAUUUGAUUCAGUUGUUACAGAAGAGGUUAGUGAAACAAAUUCCUGAUCCAAAACCACAACACUGGACACGUGUCUGGAUUACAUAAUCCCAGAGAGACUCUUUCCAACACAGUUUUAGAUUUCUGUCGUUAUGAUCGUUAAACAGCAUUUCACUAUUUCCAUCUUUAGACCAUGAAAGACCAGGUCCUGAUCCAGAACCACAGUAAUUUUGAGUAGUCUGAGUCUCGUCUUCUGGUUUGACUGAAGUCUUCAGUUUUCUGGUUUUACCUGGUUUAACAACACUGCUGACUCUCUGCAGGUGUGGCUGGCAGCCCUGAAGGAGUCGGACAGGUUGGGCUCAACAAAGGACCAGUUAGUCUGCGAAGACCACUUCCUGCCAAGGAACAGCUCUGAAAAUGGGGUAGAAAGUUUCCCCAUUCCCAUCAUGUCCCCCAACCUGGACGGGUCCAUGGGUACCAUCAGCUCCUGGGAAGACCAGCCUUUUGAGGAAGAGGAUCAGUGGGAAACUGGGAGUGAUGAGAGUGAUGAGAGUGAGGAUACUGAUAAAAGUGGAGAUGAUGAUCCUGCACCAGAGCCUAGUGCAGAGGAUCCACCUUUUGCACUUGAUCCAUUUCAUAACAUGUUUCCACCAGCAUGGGUGAGGAGGAGUUUUUCUGUUAUCAUGUUUCUUUGUGAAGUUCAUCAGUAAAUCAAACACAUGCUCCUGUUUCUUUGCACCAUAAAGGAGGUCUUAUUCAGGUCCUUCUGAGCCAGAUAAGAUUCACUCUAGACCCUGGACCACUUCACUGAAGGUUGUGGGACUGAUUUAGGGUCUUUGUAGGAAAACUAGAAAAUUUCCUCUGAGAAAUUUUGAAAAGAUACUGCCAUGGUGUAUACAUUAUAAUCUGAUUCUUCAGGAAUUUUUGAUAAGUAAUACUAGUAGCAUUGUGAUAUUAUAUACAAGAAGCACACCUACUACAGACAUUUCUUUUUUAAGUAUUUACACAACAAAAGACCAUGAAAAAAUGAUGAGAAGGGUGAAGGCUCAUCUAACAGUUGAGCAGGAGGACAAUGAUGAUCUUCCAUGUUGUCUGUAGCAAAUACACACAGACACACACCAAAAAAACACAGGUGUAAGACACCAACAUGAGUGAAGUCACAGUCUUAAGUACUCUACUCAUUAGUAAAUUCCUCUUAUUGGCGUCUGUUAGGUUGCUGUCUUUAGUUGUUGCAUUUUAAAUCAUACCGUAGGGUGACAAAAGUCUUGUGAUUAUGUCGCUACAGUCACAUGUUUCUUUGCAUGUUUGGAUUUUGUCCCCUGACAGAGCAGGCUGACACGUGCACGCUGCAGACAGCUGAGCAUGUGGUGAGGCUGUGACACCAUGACUGAAAUAAACAUGAUAAAAAAACCAUCAGAAUCCUUCUUUCCUGUAAAUUUGCAGGUCCUUAAUUUGAAUGUGGGAUCCUCUAUAAGCUCUGAGGGUCACCUGUGUAAAUAAACAAUAAAAAGUUUAACCUGAUCUGUUUCUGCUCUCCAUGCUUUAGUAUCAGGAAAUGAGGAAGAGGCCAGAGGGAAAAAACAGAGAGAUACUGCCAUGGAGGUAAAAAUGCUUUCCUCUCUUUUCUCUAUGGCAGACUCAGCUUGAUGUUUGAUGUCUUCAGAUGUCUCUUAACAAGCAGUGAGUUUAGUAAUGAAACCCUGAAGUGUUUCCAGAGUGUUUUCACUCGGUGUGAAGUUUCUGUGUCUCUCUCUCUUCAGCCCUGAGAAGAAACGGAUCAAAAAGGACAAACCUGGUGAGUGUUUUUCUCCUCUGGUUAAAUGAUGUCUCUGAAGUUUUGUUGUUUGGAUGUAAAGCUGUUAAUGGGAAGUUUUUCAGCUCAGCCACACACACCUGUGCUGUUUCAAUUAAGGACACCAUUAAGAGCUUCAGCCUUCUAAUGACUGACCACCAUCUACUCAGACUGCCGGGACACAAAGAUCCUGUUUGUUUCUGCUUCUCCUGUAAUGAAAGCCCCUGACUGCAGUAAAAGUGCCAUGGUUGUGUCAUUAGUGGAGAUCAAAAUCUGUGUAAUAAUAUAUUAACAGAUAUUUCUUUUUUUUCAUUUGGAAUAAUUCAGACUUAGAGAUGAUUAGACAAGUAGUUUUCAGUGUAAUGGAGAUUUUUCAUGGUUUAAUUAAAAGACUAAAUCGAAGAAAUGAAAAAAUAAGACCCUGAAGUUUCUUCUCAUUUUAAAAUGCAGUUACACAUUUAUAUUUGCUUUCUUAUACUCAAUUUACAGUUUCUUCAUUUUCAACAGCUGGAAAGGAAGCUGUGAUUUUGUUUGAUGAUAGACCUUUUCCUUUAGUGCCUUCAGCUCUGCUCAGUAUUUGUGGUUUGAAAAGUGAUGCGGCUUUCAUACACUGAGUCCGGAUGUUUUCCAGGUAAUUUCAGGACAUAUAGGUCCUCACAGUGAGCUGCGUCUGUAACAGAGAAGCUCAGUUCCCUGUGAACGUGGUCUACUCCGGCCCUCAUACUGAUGAUGCUUUUGUUCAAACAUUAGAAAUAAAACUUGGUGAAGGCUCAGAGUUGUUUUUGCAGGUUGUGACUGUGACUGUGGUUUUUAAUCAGCUGUACCCCUGGCUCAGCGGUUGAUGAAGAUACUGCAGUCACGUCCGGGCAUCUUUCUGAACAUCUCAAAGUUAAACACGACACUACAGUCCCGCAGAUGUCGAACCUCGGAGAUCUGCAGAAUCCUCGAAGAAGUCAAUCUAGCGGAGAGAAGGGCGAGGAGAAGGAUCAGAUGGAUGUGAGUAACUAGGAAAGGGUGUCGUCAGCUUUAUCAUGUCAUGAUAAUAUCAUAUAUAUAAUCUCACUUCCUGUCCUCUCUUCAGAGGAGAGAAGAGCUCCAUCCCCCCAGCCCUUACCCUUCAGACAGAGGUGGAGGCCCUGAAACAGGUGGAGGACACGCUGGACAGGCUCAUCAGGAGCUGCUCUGAGCAUUUCUACGAUGUGACCAACGACAGAAGAAACGCUGAAUAUCCUUCAGAUCAGCUCAGAGGAGCAUCAGAGAUUUUAACCAACCUCAGUCCUCCUCAUAUACGCCUCAGAAUUCUUUUAUUACAACUGAGAAACGUCAUAAAACUGUUUGUUUACACCAAGCCUCUGUCAUCUUUAUUAAAAAAAAUUCUAAAAUGA